Molecule: messenger RNA, 981 nt
Organism: Venturia canescens
Lineage: Eukaryota; Metazoa; Arthropoda; Insecta; Hymenoptera; Ichneumonidae
Product: facilitated trehalose transporter Tret1-like
Exons: 3
Coding region: 268-930 (220 amino acids)
Biological process (GO): transmembrane transport
Cellular component (GO): membrane
Molecular function (GO): transmembrane transporter activity
Source: RefSeq, a predicted model, not a curated record
CAUUCGGUGUUUGACGAUGACCGGAGACAUUGCCAAAAAUAUUCAAAAUCUUGACACACCACAAUUUAAUGAAAUCGAAUUAAGCAGAAGAGAAUAUAUGAACGAAAAUUCGCUCUGAGAUCUUCAACGUCAAAAGUAAACGAAAAACUCGUACUGUAACUUGGAAUUGUGACAAUAAGGAUUCCGGGCAAGCCCGAACAACAGGAAAGGGCGGGUGUCAACCGCAUCCGUCGAAGGGAAUCUCGAAGCAGAAUCUCAAGACAAUUGAUGGCCGGAUUUGUCGCGAAUUUGGCGCUGAUAAAUAUUGGGCUGCUCCUCAGUUGGUCAACCGUCAACCUGCCAUCAUUGCAAAACGAAGAAGCUGAGAUUCGAGAGACUUCUAGCGAAGGUGCAUGGAUAGUAAGUUCUUUACCGAUGGGCUCUUGCCUGGGACCUGUAAUUUCAUGCCAACUGGUAACUAGAAUCGGUCGUAAAUGGACGCUACUUUUGACUGGGAUACCAAACGUCGGAUCUUGGGUGCUCGUGUAUUACGCUGUAAACGCACAAAUGUUUUGCCUCGCGCCAUUCUUCUUGCUCAUGUACGUUGACGAAAUCACGAGAAAAAAACGCGAAGAGUCCUCGGGAGUAUCAGUGGCAUCAUGGUCUCGUUCGGAACCAUCCUCACAUCGUUGGCUCUUUCUGCUCGAUACCGACUUUGUCUCUGAUCGCUAUCCUGCCAUCGCUGAUAUAUUCGCGUUUGCAUUCCUACGGAUACCGGAGACACCGUAUUAUUAUUUAACGAAGAGAAAGUUGAAAGAAGCGAAUGGAGGGCUCAUUUGGUUGCGUGAGAAAGGAAAUGUGACUUUGGAGCUCCAGCGGAUGAGUAUCUUCACAGGGAUAAAGCGUCGUUUAAGGAGGGUGGAUAGCGACGAUACAAUGUUGCCAUGCUAAACCAUGUUGAAAACAUUAAAAAUUUCAAAAUGAUAAGAAUUUAAUAAAAUU